CCUUAAGUCGUACUCGCGCACCCAGCGGUGCGUGCACUGAAACCACCAGCUAGCUACCUACACCCUUUUCCAAGAUGAUUGUUCAUGGCGGGUUUUGAUUGACAGCACGAAUUCGGUACUUUGUUUUGUCCUCCUGAGCAUCUUGCAGAGUUUCCGUUCCUGUCGUUCCUCGCCUUGCUCGUCCCUUCGUUGAGCCAUCUUCCUCCACCAACCUGCCUAUCCGCCAUGUCAGGCACCAAGCGGAUUGAGAAGUGGGAAAUCGACCGUUACUGGGAGAUUUUCUCCUCGCUGGUCCAGCAGCCUGCCACACCUUCAUCGCGCCUCACAAAUCAAGCCGCAGCCAACGUCCUCCGGAAUUCGCAGCUGCGGGAUGACCAGCUCGAGCGUGUGUGGGAUCUGGCGGAUGUCGAUGGAGAUGGCGAGUUAGACUUUGAGGAGUUUUGCGUCGCCAUGCGACUCAUCUUCGAUCUUGUCAACGGCGAAUAUCAGGACGUGCCCCCCAGCUUGCCCGACUGGCUCGUCCCAGAGUCCAAGGCCCACCUGGUCCAGGCCAACCGUGCCUUGACUGGCCACCAACAGGCGCUGUUUGAGAGGAUCGAAGAUGACGAAGAAGACGCUGGAUUGAAAGAUGGCUUUGAUUGGUAUAUGAACCCUGGCGACAAGCGGAAGUACGAGGAGAUCUAUUCUGCAAAUAAGGACCGCAGGGGAGAGAUCAGCUUCGAGAGCCUGCACACACUCUACUCCAGCCUUGAUGUGCCGGAUACGGAUGUGCGGAGCGCGUGGAACCUCGUCAACACGAGUGGUCGAGACACCAUCUCCAAGGACGCCUGUCUCGCUUUCUUGCACAUUCUCAACUACCGUCACGAAGGCUUCCGGAUACCGCGUACUGUGCCGCCGAGCUUGAGGGCAAGUUUUGAAGGCAAUAAGAUCGACUAUCAGAUCGACAACGUCAGAAACAGACCGAACAAGUACGAUGAAGAGACAUCUACAGGGCGAAAGGCCAAAUUCGGAGACGCUUAUCUGAGCCGCAUUGGCGGGAAGGGCGGCUCUUCUUACCAGCCCAAGGGCACCGACUUCUCCGACGUGGUAGAGGACGAGGACCUGGAGAAGGUCAGACUUCUACGCGAGCUGCGCGAACUAGAAUCCCAGCACGAUGCCGCGAUCGCGGCCUCGGACCGAAGACGAAAGCAAAGACUGGAGAAUGGAGGUCCUAGACAACCCGGGAAAACGAACUGGACGUUAGUCAAGCGCGAGGCGCAGCAAAUGCUCGAGUACAAGCAACGACAAUAUGUCGAGCUAAACUCGGAAAACGGGAAUAAAUCAGGCGGUGAUUUGAAGAGACUGAGGGAUGAUCUUGCCUUGGUAUCGGAGCAAAUAGACGGACUCGAGUCGCAUUUGAGGAAACGAGAGGCAGAACUGGAAAACCUUCGCCGGGAAAUUGAGAACGAGAAGGCGAGCAGAUAACCAGCAGGUUUAUGCGAGCUGGAGAAAAGCAGAAAUGGACGGAUACAGUAAUUCAGACCGCUCAAAGGCACCAUUUGGUCCUCUUAAGAAGGUGCUCUGUACAUGUUGUACACAUUUGUACUCUCCAUUGCGAUUGCGGGCAAAACACAAGACGCCUCCACGAUCUGACUACCUCUCAGUCCGUACUUUUCGAAGACCGUCCGUGUUGAAUGUGUCGCCUCUCUUAAAAUUUGCUAAAUUGCUG
Molecule: messenger RNA, 1708 nt
Organism: Cladophialophora immunda
Lineage: Eukaryota; Fungi; Ascomycota; Eurotiomycetes; Chaetothyriales; Herpotrichiellaceae
Exons: 1
Coding region: 226-1464 (412 amino acids)
Biological process (GO): actin cortical patch assembly; actin filament organization; endocytosis
Cellular component (GO): nucleus; mating projection tip; actin cortical patch
Molecular function (GO): calcium ion binding; protein binding
Source: RefSeq, a predicted model, not a curated record